GGAAUGGCCAUUGUAUUAUCUGAUGAAGCUGAGAAUACAUCAGCGAAACGUCUGAAGUUAUUUAUUUAAAACUGAUAGCAUGUGAAUGAGCUUGUGCAGCGUUCUGGUUCCUCAGUGUGUCUGUUUAGUGUUUAGUAUAAACAAAAUGGCCGCCGCUACGAAAGGGUCCCUCAUGAACACAUUCUGCGCUCUGAUACGCGACAUGUGGACAUCCUCGGACGAAACGGAGCGGGUGCUCACCACCGCACCACUCAAGUCGAUGAUCCAACGGCUCGCGCCGCGCUUCAUGGGCUCCCAGCAGCAGGACGCGCAGGAAUUCCUCAGAUAUCUGCUGGAGGGACUUCACGAGGACGUGAACCGGGUGACGAGCCGGCCAAAGCCGAUCACGACCGACAUCGACGACUCAAUGAGCGCCAGUCAAAAGUCAAUGGAGGCCUGGAAACGUUUCUUGCGCCUGGAAAACUCCAAGUUUGUUGACCUGUUCGUGGGCCAGCUCAAGGCUACCCUGCGGUGCACGGUAUGUGGCCACGAAUCGGUUACCUUCGACCCGUUCUGGGAUCUGAGUCUGCCAAUCCCGUCACGAAGUGGCCAGGUGCGCCUACAGGCCUGUUUUGACCUGUUCACCAAAGAGGAGGUGCUCGAUGGCGACGAAAAACCGACCUGCUCAAAGUGCCAGAAGCGCCAAAAGUGCACCAGGAGCUUCUCGAUCCAGAAGUUCCCGCGCAUCCUCGUGGUGCACCUGAAGCGGUUCUCUACUCAGGAGAGGUUCGUCGGAAAGCUGAACACCACUGUCGACUUUUCGAUGAACGGUCUGGACCUGUCGCCCUACUCGGCCGGACAGACGCCCUGCCGGUACAGCCUAUACGGCGUGGCGAACCACUCUGGCACGCUGCUCUCAGGACAUUACACCGCUUACUGCCGACACCCGUACACGGCAGAGUGGUACGAGUACAACGACUCGCGGGUCCACGUGAUGGAUCAGAGAAACGUCAACAGCGGAAAGGCAUACGUGCUGUUCUUUGAGCUGGCCGGCUCGAAACACCGCUCCGGCUCGACCCACGUCUAGUCAUCUAGUCACGGGAGAGGAGCCUGCGAUCGUCACCCGCUCGGGCCCUGUGUAGUCGCACCGGCCGGCGCACAUUCUGCACGGACAACUCUAGCCAGCGGCCUAUCGUGAUUUGUGAUAUUGGGUGUAAGGUGUUGUUAAAAACCAGAACGGUCUUUUUCAUCGUGAACUGUAAACUGUAGAGUCAUUACAUAUAAUGCUAAAUAUACCCACACCAAAUGGAUUAUGGUUAGAUAGAACUAGCGUUGUAUCAUUUUGAAAAUGGAUAUAGUCGAUUAUCCGAAACGUCAAUGACUUGUCAAUAUAAACGAUGACACAUGCCUCUCGGUGAACUAUUGUUCAACUUGAAUUCAGACUUAAAAGCAUUGGUAAGAAGAAUCGAAAAACUCAACAGAAAGCUUUCUAAAGCACAACAUGCCGUGAUUUUUAAUGGUCAUUGUUUGAAUGAAGAUAUUUUGCCUAAAUUAGCAAUUGGCCAUUUAAAUAGAAAUUAAAGCAACUUUACGUUUCACCAUGUGUAUUCAUGGCUUCAUCAGAAAAUACAGGCCUCUCCGCUGCGCCAAAUAAUACGACAUAUAAACAUAAAAAUCACCAGAAGAUAAAAAAGUACGUGCUCUUAUUCCACUCCAUGACGUCCAGAGCUAGAUGGAACAGCUCCGACUUGCUUACGUGCUCGUGGAAUCCCCGGAAGGAACAGUCAGCGAUCAGCUUCAUCCCCUGUUCGGUGAGCCGCAGCCAUUUAUUGCAGCCAUACCGCGGUGCACACACCACGGCUACGGCCUCUGGUAGCAGCCGUUGGUACCCAAACUGGGUGUGAAGGUCCACACUGCUCAGAAAUGCUGUCUGAGACAGCUGUCUGAGAAGAAUAAGUCCCACAUGAAGUUCUUGGAGACCUGCCAGAAGGAACGCGUUGUCCCUCGAGGCUUUAAGCUGAAGUGGGAGUGCCACUUCGAUAUGAACAGCGAAGAAGUGACUUCCAUUGUGGACAGGGCCUCUCACG
Molecule: messenger RNA, 2066 nt
Organism: Amphibalanus amphitrite
Lineage: Eukaryota; Metazoa; Arthropoda; Thecostraca; Balanomorpha; Balanidae
Product: ubiquitin carboxyl-terminal hydrolase 2-like
Exons: 2
Coding region: 86-1066 (326 amino acids)
Biological process (GO): protein deubiquitination
Cellular component (GO): cytoplasm
Molecular function (GO): cysteine-type deubiquitinase activity
Source: RefSeq, a predicted model, not a curated record